CGCAAACCACUGUAUAUGUUUCCCAUCCAGCUGAGCAAGAUGGGUCCUGUAACUCUGUCUUGGUAGGUUAUAUGAUCCCUCUGUCAGCACACUUAAAGAAUGAACAGCAGUGUAUGUUCACUGAUGCCAUUUGGUGGUGAUCCAUCCCCAAGCCCAUGCAGUGCACCACAACAUAAUCUUGAAGACAUCUUGGGUUCAACUAAUGUCUAUAUGGGGUCAACAGGGACAUACCAAGGAGAGGUCAAUGAGGGGUUGUCUGUGUCACAUACUGCAACUCAUCUAAUGUUACAGGCCCCACCACAAGAAUGUGGACCCCCGUUGCCUUCCUAUGACCUUUGAGACUGAGAGUGAAGACCACGCACGUGUAACAGUCGCGGUGGAAUCUCAUAAGGCUCUCAGUUGUGAAUUGUGGAGUGAGGGGAACAUGGAAUGUGUCCAGGACAGAACGGAGUAACUACUCUCAAACCCACCUGCAACUCAACAGUUUAAAGACAUUUUAACAUUUUGGUAAUUUAUCCAAUGCUCUUAUCCAGAGCAGUCAGUGCAUUCAACUAAGGUAGUGACGUGGUACGCUACUCACUGCUGCUUUUGAUGCCGGGAAUCCAUGGCUGAGAAAUCUGUUUUGUUUUCCAUCAUGAAAUUAAGUGUUUCCCUUAGAGAUUCUGAGUUGAGGUUGCUAAGAGAAGUAUCUGCACAACUCCUAAAACGUGGCAUCUCAACAUUUCACAGCAGAUUAUGCAAAAAUGAUGGUCUCUUCCUCGUCCAUCCGGCAGUAUCCCAGGCAUUGGCAGAAAACAGACCAGUGGUGGCGCUAGAGAGCACCAUCAUCACCCAUGGCAUGCCAUACCCACACAACCUGAGCACAGCCAAAGAGGUAGAGGCCAUAGUAAGGACUGAGGGAGCCACUCCUGCCACUGUUGGACUGCUCCAGGGGAGGGUUCAUGUGGGGUUGUCUUCAGAAGAACUGGACUACCUAGCCCAGAGUAAGACAUCGCUGAAAGUGUCCCGCCGAGACCUGCCCUACGCCAUCAGCAAGGGUCUCUGUGGUGGCACCACUGUUUCGGGCACCAUGAUAGCAGCACACAGAGCCGGUAUCCAUGUCUUUGUCACUGGCGGUGUUGGAGGAGUGCACCGAGAUGGAGAGAAUAGUAUGGAUGUCAGUGCAGAUCUGACAGAGCUAGGCAGGACUCCCAUUGCUGUGGUCUCAGCUGGAGUCAAGUCCAUCCUUGACAUUGGCCGCACCCUGGAGUACUUGGAGACACAGGGUGUGUGUGUCGCCACAUUUGGGACCUCCAAGAAUUUCCCCGCUUUCUUCUCUCCACAAAGUGGGUUUACCUCCCCUUACCACGUCAACAAUGCUGAGGAGGCUGCAGAUCUCAUUGCGGGUACGCUGUCCCUGGGUCUACAGAGCGGUCUACUGUUGGCUGUGCCCAUCCCUAAGGAGCAUGCAGCAGCUGGACAACAGAUUGAGGACGCUAUACAGGCUGCACUGGCAGAGGCUAAUGCUAAAGGUAUAAGAGGAGGAGAUGUGACGCCCUUCAUCCUUCAAAAGGUCAACGAACUGACCCGAGGAAAGUCCCUCCAGGCUAAUAUCGCUCUCAUCCAUAAUAAUGCCAGGGUGGGCAGUCAGAUAGCCUGUGCACUGUCUGAACGAAUGCAGAAGAAGACUAGGACACCUUCUGCUCCUCACGCAAAGGAGAGAGAGAAAGAUUUGGACUCUCACUCAACCAUUGUUGUCAUAGGUGGUGUGAAUGUGGAUUUUAUUGCCAAGGGGAAAACAGAUAAGCUAGUGUUUGGACAGACGAAUCCUGGAAGUGUCUGCCAGUCAUUUGGUGGAGUAGGAAGGAACCUCGCUGACAUUCUGAGCAGAAUGGGCCAAAGACCUCUCUUCAUCUCAGCUAUUGGAACUGACUCUCACAGUGAUGCUGUGCUGAACUACUGUCGGCACAUGAACACCAGUGGUGUCGCUAGGCUUAAGGAGCAGCGGACUGCUACUUAUUGUGCCGUGAUCACUGAGAGCGGGGAUCUGAGUCUCGGAUUGGGCGACAUGGACAUCCACCAGCAAAUCACAGAGCAGUAUGUGUCCCAGUUUGAGGAGAAGCUCUCGUCAGCCUCUCUCGUGUGUCUGGACGGCAAUAUACCCGUCUCCACCAUCGACUAUGUUUGCUCCUUCGCCAAGAAGCAUGCAGUGCCAGUGUGGUAUGAGCCAACUGAUUGUGACAAGGCGUGCAAGCCUUUCCUGUCAGACAGCUGGAAAGCCCUGGCCUACACCUCUCCCAACCUGGCUGAGCUGUGUACCAUAAACAAGGCAUUGGGCCUCCCAACACCUGCAGUGCUGCCUAGCUCUGUGGAGGAGGUGCUGCGCUGUGCCAUGGCUCUCACACGCCCCCUGCUGGACCACCUGCAGUGUGUGGUGGUGACCCUGGGUGCCAUGGGAGUGCUGCUGUGUGGAGAACAUAACGCUGGGUCUGUAGACCUGCAGCCUAGGAGAGGAACAAGGAAGGGUCGGCUAUGUGCCGUCCACUACUCUGCUCUGGCUCAGACCACAGACGAAACGGUGAAUGUCUCAGGAGCCGGAGAUAGUCUUGCAGGUGGGAUAUUGGCAGGGAUGUUCCAGAGCAGAGACACUCACAGCUGUGUUAGGAUGGGGCUCCUGGCAGCACGCCUGUCACUGGCCUCCCCACACCCCAUCUGCACCACUAUGACCACAGACUCUGUGGACCCAAACAAGGUCCAACCACCCCAACCCUGGCCUCAACCCAACCUCCUGUGGCUGGAGGAAUGAAGAAAGAUCCGUUAUUAUAACGUUGUCAUCUUGUUGAACCAUCAAAAUAACUUCUCAAUGUUUAGUUCAGGGGUGUCAACCUCAUUUUUUAUCCCAGGGUCUUCAACGAGGUCCAGAGGGCUGCAAUGAACAUUGGUUAUAUUUCCUCGCUGUCAAAAUUUGCAAAAUAAAAUCCCCUAUCCAUCGUUUUGGGAAUUGAUUAUGGUCCCCGACCAUCUAGCUUUCCUUUCCGUGAUUAUGUUUGACACCCCUGGUUUAGUUCAACCACCUCACCUACCAUCACGGUGACAGGCUGCUGUUAAUUUGCAUCAAUUUUGUCAUAAUUUUCAAUAAAAUACUUUAAUACUUCGA
This is a messenger RNA of Coregonus clupeaformis (lake whitefish), 3136 nucleotides long. RefSeq lists its product as uncharacterized. The record is from RefSeq and is a predicted model, not a curated record. Bases 605 to 2785 code for a protein of 726 amino acids. Lineage: Eukaryota; Metazoa; Chordata; Actinopteri; Salmoniformes; Salmonidae. The transcript has 20 exons. Gene Ontology annotation, molecular function: kinase activity; pseudouridylate synthase activity.